AUGGCCGAAGAGAAGAGGCCCAGCACGACCUUUGCGAAGUUGUUGUGGGCCAAGCUCAGCAAGAUCGACCUCGAAUUCAUCAUCAAGCUCGCAACUGUCGCCGUUGUCAGUGCCAAUGUCGAUACCAAGCGCUCACCUCUCAACGAUGGGGUUUCAGUCACAAAAAGCCCUCGCUUCCUCGAACAACAUCCCGCACAUGAACCUGAUACAAGCACCCGGUCGUGGCUAAGAAAGGAACACACACCCCCGAAGCCAAACGAAGUAGUCACGGAUUACGACAACGAUGUGGAGUUCACCAUCAAGCUCUGCGAUACAUUCUAUACAAAGGUCAUGACGUACAGGAGCCCACCGCAGUGCUCCUCUGUGGGCCUUCGGUUUACUGACGAGUUCUUGAUGAACGCCGAGGUUCAGCAGUGCAAUACAGACAGGCUUCGUUGA
Molecule: messenger RNA, 438 nt
Organism: Colletotrichum costaricense
Lineage: Eukaryota; Fungi; Ascomycota; Sordariomycetes; Glomerellales; Glomerellaceae
Exons: 4
Coding region: 1-438 (145 amino acids)
Source: RefSeq, a predicted model, not a curated record